CUUUCAUCCUGUGUCGUACGAUCAGUAACUCUUAGAAUACAAUAAGCGUCGACCCUUUUAUUCCUAUUUUCGCAAAAAGGCGUUGCACGUCCAAGGCUUGUUCAACUUCAAAAUGAUCCUCUGCGCCAAAAAUGCAUGAAAUCAUCACUCUUCAGCUUGGGACCAAAAGUAACUAUCUGGCGACCCAUUUCUGGAACGCCCAGGUAUCUUCUCCUCGACUGUACCACAGGCCGGUCUAACUCUCGUGCAAAGGAAUCCUAUUUCACGUACUCUGAUUAUGAGGAGCCCCUGGUCAACUCGGACAUUCACUUUCGGCCAGGCCUUGGUUCCGAUGGCUCGGAGACCUUCACUCCGCGCACGAUAAUCUAUGACCUGAAGGGUGGGUUUGGCACUCUUCGUAAAUUCAAUGCAUUAUAUGACAUUCCGGGAGACUCCCAUCCUGCUCCGGGGCUUUGGGACGGGAACACCGCCCGGCGUCAGGAGCAGGCCAUUGAACCAUCCGAGUACCAAAAGAACCUGGAUCUUGGUCUCCCAACCACGCAACUCCACGCCUCGGACGUCAGGUACUGGUCCGACUUCAACCGUGUCUUCUACCAUCCCAGGUCCAUCGUUCAGCUCAACGAGUACGAAUUGAACUCGCAACUGAUGCCCUUUGAGAACUGGUCUGCUGGAGAAGACUUGUUCGAAAGUCUGGACAAGGAAUUUGAUUUGCUUGACCGUGAUGUCAGACCUUUCGUAGAAGAGUGCGACCAAGUGCAAGGUUUUCAAUUCUUCACCGCGGCGGAUGACGCAUGGGGAGGGUUUGCUGCAAAGUACGUCGACAAUGUGAGAGACGAGUUUGGCAAGACAAGUAUUUGGGUCUGGGGCAUAGAGGACGGUUCCAGAGUGACUAGGGAAAAGCAGUCGGCAAGAGCGUGCAAUGCCGCCAAAACCCUCCAGUCAAUUGGUCAGCAAGCAUCAGCGUACGUCCGACUUGCUGCCCCUCCCUCGAUUCUCCCUCGAUAUGUCAAUGUCGACAGUGGUUCUGAUUGGGUGAGCGCCGCACUGCUCUGCGCGGGCAUUGAAUCUGUCACGCUGCCGACAAGGCUCCGUGCCGAGGCCGGGAAAAGAGGCACAUUGAGUCUAUUGGAGGAUACUUUGAAUACAAACGGGGUCCAAAAUGUAUUCGAGCUUCAUGCAAGUGUCACGAGCUCGAACAUUGGAACGAGCCACUCUUCCAACGGGGCGGCGAGGGUACAAGGGAAUGGGCAUGAAGAGAAUCAAGGGCCUAAUUUGCCAGCGCCGUCGCAUUUCGACCUGGACUACAGCCCGAGUCUCAUCAAUCCCUCAGCCGCGAGGUGGAAUCAUACUUUUGCUCAAGUGGAAUGUGAGCGUGACCACCUCGAGUCGAACCCGCGGCCCAUGACCCUGACUCCAGAGGAGCGGCUUCGGAGAAGACUAAACGAGGAGAGCGUGGUAGAGAUAUUCCAAACCAGUCUGCAGUUUCCGCUGCUGGACACCUUUCCAGACACUCUCUUCGCGACCAGUCGCAGGCCGAGCGGGCUGGACAUCUCGGCGGCCUUGGAAUGCAACACGAGAAUGAAGGGCCGGCUUCUCGACCUCAGAGAUGCGACCGCACGCCUGAUGCCGUUGGAAGAACGGGAGGCGCAUUACAACGACUUCACGCAGAUGGCCCAGAAUUACAGCAUCGGAUGGGAGUCCGGAUCGGAUUCUGGGAUCGACGAUGAGUGAAGCUUCUGUCGUUGCAUAAAAGACAUUCAAUACGAGAGAUCGACCUGGCUUGAGAAGUUAGUGGUGCCCUGUCCGACCGCUGCUUGGUCCGGUGCAGCGUCUAUCGACCUUGAUAGAUCGAGGGCGGCCUUCUUCAUUCAUAGUAGAUUUUUCGCCUAUUUUAUAAAAGCAGUGCUUUGUCCUUGUAUCUAUACUAUUACUCGUAUUUUGAUAGGGAGGCCACCUUGUAAGCGAGUCGUCUUUAGCUAC
This is a messenger RNA of Cladophialophora immunda, 1980 nucleotides long. Its product is annotated as protein DML1. Gene Ontology annotation, biological process: mitochondrion distribution. The coding region runs from base 136 to 1731 and encodes 531 amino acids. The transcript is spliced from 4 exons. Gene Ontology annotation, cellular component: cytoplasm. The record is from RefSeq and is a predicted model, not a curated record. Lineage: Eukaryota; Fungi; Ascomycota; Eurotiomycetes; Chaetothyriales; Herpotrichiellaceae.